AUGACAAGGGAAAAACGGGUUCACAUAUACACAUCUCGCCAUUUUCGGCGAUUUAGGGUUUGCUCGUCUCUGCAGAAAAUGGCUGAUUCACCUGUAAAAAGGUAUUCACGCUCUCCUUCUCCUUGGGAAGAAGAAAAGGUAAGAUCUAGAUCUAGGUCAAGGUCUAGAUCCCAGUCUAGGUCAUGGUCGAGGCCAAGAGGAAGAUCUAGGUCCAGAUCAAGGUCAAGAAGUCAAGGAAGGGCUGAACCUGUUAAUCCUGGCACCACACUUUAUGUAACUGGUUUAUCCACAAGGGUGACACAGAGGGACCUUGAGGAGCAUUUCUCAAAGGAGGGAAAGGUAAAAUCAGCUUUCUUGGUUGUGGAGCCGCGUUCUCGUAUCUCUCGUGGUUUUGCUUUUAUAACAAUGGAUAGUCUUGAGGAUGCCGAUCGCUGCAUUAAGCACCUAAAUCAGUCUGUCCUUGAAGGCCGCUACAUAACAGUGGAGAAGUCACGGAGGAAACGCGCGAGGACUCCUACGCCUGGUCACUAUCUAGGGCUUAAGAACGCAAGGGGCGAUGGUUUCCGUGGCGACCGUGGUGGCGACCGUGGUGGUGACCGUGGUAGGUUUCGUGGCCGUGAGGACUAUGGGCGCCGUGAGGACUAUGGGCACCGAAGAUCUCCUCCAAGGCGUUCUCCUUAUCGAGGUGGUCGAGAUUAUUCUCCUAGGCGCUCGCCUUAUGGGGGAAGGUCAAGAAGGGAACGAUCCAGGUCAUAUUCUCCUUAUGAAAGGAACUAUGCUCGUGGGGGUAGAUAGGAUGAAAUCUGGUAGCCCUACUUAUGGGUAACA
Solanum verrucosum is the source of this 828-nucleotide messenger RNA. RefSeq names its product serine/arginine-rich splicing factor SR45a-like. Gene Ontology annotation, molecular function: RNA binding. Gene Ontology annotation, cellular component: spliceosomal complex. The record is from RefSeq and is a predicted model, not a curated record. The transcript has 8 exons. Gene Ontology annotation, biological process: positive regulation of mRNA splicing, via spliceosome. Lineage: Eukaryota; Viridiplantae; Streptophyta; Magnoliopsida; Solanales; Solanaceae. The coding region runs from base 1 to 795 and encodes 264 amino acids.